UAUACGGUUACUUCUAUUUAACCAUGAGUUCAAGUAAACUCAUUAAUUUUUAUUUAAUUAUGUGCACUAUAAAUAUUGGAUGCCGUGAUUGCUUAAGUUUUUUAUCUAAAAACCAAUAUAAUAGUUCUCUUCAAAUAUCUACCACCCAUGGAAUAAUACAAGGCAGUGCAAAAAUUACAGUUAAAGGUGUUCCAUACUUCUCCUAUGUAGGUAUUCCUUUUGCACAACCCCCAUUAGGCGAUUUAAGAUUUCGUUCUCCACAACCAAUAAAGCCUUGGACUGGUGUACUGGAUGCAACAGUAAAAGCUUCAGAAUGUGUACAAGUACACAUUCCAUUUCCUGAUUAUCCUGAAACGGAUGGUAACGAAGACUGCCUCUACCUUAAUAUUUUUACACCACAAACGAAGACGAAUAAGCUGCUGCCAGUCAUUUUUUGGAUAUAUGGUGGAGCAUUUUAUGAGGGAUCAGCCACAUAUUAUGGUCCAUCCAACCUUUUAGAUAAUGGAUUAGUAGUAGUGACUUUUAAUUACAGACUUGGAAUGUUUGGCUUUUUAAGCACCGAAGAUACAGUGUUGCCUGGAAACUAUGGACUAAAAGAUCAAAAUGCUGCUUUACGUUGGACAUAUCAAAAUAUAUUCAAAUUUGGAGGUGAUCCAAAUAGAAUUACGAUUGCAGGACAAAGUGCUGGAGCUUGCAGCGUGUGGUAUCACAUGCUCUCACCAAAAAGUAAAGGGCUUUUUAGUAGAGCUAUAUCAAUGAGCGGUGAUCCUAGGUCUGUAUGGGGAUAUCAACAAAAUCCCAAAUCGGUUGCUAUGAGUGUAGCUGCAAAUCUCGGUAUAGACGUGACCAAUUCUAGGCAGUUUGCCGAGUAUUUAAGAAAAGCCGAUAGUACUGAUUUAAAACGAGCAAACAAGUUAGUUACUUCAGUGCACAUACUGAUGGCACUACGGGAAGGACUUCCAUUUACACCCACUAUUGAAGUCGAUCACGAGGAAGCUUUUAUAACAAGCUCGCCUACAGAACUAAUUAGACAACAAAAAUACACAAAGGUUCCGGUCUUGAUGGGAAUGACCACAAUGGAGGCUGGAAUAUUUGGGAAAAUUUUAAAUGUUAUAGAACGGUUAACAGUGGUUUUUGAUAUAAGUCCAGGUUCAAUAUUCAGUGGAUUUAAGGGAUUAUCAACAACAGAUAAUGGUAAAGUUGGAAAAAGAAUUAGAGAUAAGUAUGUACAGUCAAAGUUUUUUAGGACUAUAACGUUCGACGAAAUUUGUAACUUUCUGUCAGAUGCUCUAUAUGGAAAACCAAUUAUGGAUGUGGCACGUGCUUUAUCACCCCACACUUCAGUGUAUCUAUAUGUUACUACUAAACCCAGUUUUAUUACUAAAGCAGUUUUACAAGCAUUAGGAUUUCCUAUAAUCCUACACACUAAAGGGGUCAUCCACGCAGAAGAUGUGCUCAUUAUUUGGAACUAUCGUAAUUUUGGCUCACCAUCAGAUAGAUAUAUGAUGAGAAAAAUAUUUACCAAAAUGUGGUCCAAUUUUGCAGCAACAGGAAAUCCAACACCGGGUAAUGAUCCAGUUCUAAACAUAACUUGGCCUCCGAUAACUGAUAACAACAAUAUACCUUACUUAUCGUUAGGAGACGAAAUAAAGAUUAAUUAUAACUACAAAAAGGAAUAUAUUGAAUUUUGGGAUAAUUUAGAGAAGGAAGUAAAAUAUAAAGACAUGUUACUAUAAUAAAUAUAAAAAAUAUACUAUAGGCUUCAUUUUGGAACAAUCGGUUCAUUCAGCUCGGAAAUAUUUUGACAGAAUCAUAUUCACAAAACAACACAAAAAUUGAUAUAUUUAUUUUUAGCUCAGAUAAACAUACUGUUGCAAACCUUUUUAAUUAAAAAAAAAAGAGUGUGUGUGUACUUUGUACGCACCUAAAAAUUUAUACUUCUAUUAUAUAAUUUCAACAAAAUAAAUAUAUUUUAUACAGUU
Molecule: messenger RNA, 1982 nt
Organism: Diabrotica virgifera virgifera (western corn rootworm)
Lineage: Eukaryota; Metazoa; Arthropoda; Insecta; Coleoptera; Chrysomelidae
Product: esterase FE4-like
Exons: 10
Coding region: 24-1736 (570 amino acids)
Source: RefSeq, a predicted model, not a curated record